UACAAAUAUCUUAGUAGAAACAAAAUGGAGAGUAAAUCACAUUUUCAAAAAUGUAUUUAACAAAUUUCAAUAGAUUUGGAUUUGAAAUUGUUACAGUAGGGCAAAUUCAAGAAAUAUGAGACACUUUUUUGAGGUUUUAAAGUUUAAUAUGCAUGUUUAAAACUUGUAGCUCAACUGUUUUGCUACAACCUAGAAGGAAAUGUAACACAGCGUUUCGCCUAUCCUGGUCAAUGUCGGUAGUUGGGAGUUGGCCCCAAAUAAACCGGUUCAAAUAUCAAUAUAUCACAUUAAAUAUGUAAUAAUGACAAUUCAUUUUACAUGGUUGACACCUCAAUAAUCCUCCUUUAGGGUAAAGAAAAGACAGUAUGCCCAGGCUGUACUAAGCGGUUUGUCAGUCACAGUCAUGUAUCCGGAUGAGCUGCAGAACAAUGGGUCUUUUGGUGGCUCACUGGUCUUCUGAGAGGUCUGCCUGUACUUGGUGGAGAGGGGGUUUUGAUGAAAAAUAACCCAUUGUCACUCUCAUCCUGCAACUGAGCCAGUGCACUGGAAUGAGUUGGAUGUCAGCAAGGAUACUCUACCAUAAAGCAUAAAAAGACGUCCCUUUUUUGCCACAUGGACAGAUUGUAGUUAAAAGCCUGUCGGAGCAACAUGAGCUGGAGCUUUCUCACACGCCUUCUGGAAGAGAUCCACAACCACUCCACAUUUGUGGGGAAAGUUUGGCUCACUGUGCUCAUCAUCUUUCGCAUCGUACUCACGGCCGUCGGAGGUGAGUCCAUCUACUCCGACGAGCAGACCAAAUUCACCUGCAACACCAAGCAGCCGGGCUGCGACAACGUGUGCUACGACGCCUUCGCCCCCCUCUCGCAUGUUCGUUUCUGGGUCUUCCAGAUAAUCAUGAUCUCCACUCCCUCCAUCAUGUACAUGGGCUACGCCAUCCACAAGAUAGCCCGAUCUUCAGAGGAUGAGCACAGAAAGCAGCAAAGAGGCCGCAAGAGGCCGCCUCCUCACACACGAUGGAGAGAAAGUCAACCUCUUGAGGGGGUGCUGGAGGAGGAGGAAGAUGAUGAUGCCGAGCCCAUGAUCUAUGAGGAUGCACUGGAGGUCCAGGAGGCCAAGGCACAUCCUGUGAGCAGCGCUAGCAAGGACCCGCCAAAACACGAUGGCCGCAGAAAAAUCCUGCAACAAGGCCUGAUGAGAAUCUAUGUUCUCCAGCUCAUGUCGCGGGCUAUUUUUGAAAUUGCUUUCCUAGCCGGACAGUAUCUCCUGUAUGGAUUUCGAGUUAGUCCGUCCUACGUGUGCAACAGGGUACCCUGCCCACACAGAGUGGACUGUUUUAUCUCCAGACCCACUGAGAAAACGAUCUUCCUCCUCAUUAUGUACGUGGUGAGCUGUCUCUGUCUCGUGCUAAAUGUGUGCGAGAUGCUUCACUUGGGGAUCGGCACAUUUCGGGACACGCUCCACAUGAAGAGGAACCGCGGCCGACGUCCCGCGUCCUAUGGCUAUCCGUUUUCACGCAACAUCACAGCCUCACCCCCCGGGUACAACCUUGUGAUGAAAACAGACAAACCCAGCAGGAUCCCCAACAGCCUCAUCCCCCACGAGCAGAACAUGGCCAACGUGGCCCAGGAGCAGCAGUGCACCAGCCCCGACGAGAACAUCCCCUCCGACCUCGCAAGUCUGCACCGGCACCUAAGGGUGGCGCAGGAGCAGCUAGACAUGGCCUUUCAAACCUAUCAGACCAAAAACACACAGCAGACCUCCAGAACAAGCAGCCCUGUGUCUGGGGGCACCGUGGCGGAACAAAAUCGAGUCAAUAUGGUCCAAGAGAAGCAAGGAGCGAGGCCAAGAUCGGCCACAGACAAGGCGGCGACCAUCGUGAAAAAUGUAAAGACCUCAGUAUGGAUAUAGAACUUCAUCUAUUCUAGGGAACUGACAUCCAAACUAAAGCAUCCUGAACUCCAGAGCAGUAAAGGAUGAGGAGAUGUAACUACGGACAGCAACAACUUAGAUCUGAAGCACACUAAUUAGAGACGUAGUAACCUUAAAGGUCUAGUAUUUGGAAAUAAUAAAUAAGAACACAAAGAUUUAACUCAAUAUCAUGAAACUUUUCCAUAGUAGUAGAUGUUGGUUAUAGUUAACAACACAUGCCUGCUUAGCUUAGCAUCUUUAAUUCCAGCUAAAUUUCUUUACAAGCUUUUGAUCAAAUUUGUCAUCACUGAAAGGGAUUCAAUUGGAGAAACUGAGCUUUGAAAUUUGGCGACUGUAGUGAAAAGCAGAAAGUAAAUCACGUGAAUUGCACUAUGAAUCUUUUUUUUUUUACAUAGACUAGAUAGAAAGAUGCAUGUUUUACUUUUGGAUAGAUAUUUUUGAACAUAGAAGCAAUUUAAAUAGAACUAUUUUAGUUAUGACAAGAUAAGCAGUGAAAACCUUUCUAGGAAUCGUUUGCAAAGAGUGAUUUUUUUUUUUUUUUUUAGGCACUGUGCGCAAAGCCCUAAUCUGUGUGUCAUUGUUUCAAAAAAGCUUUCCCCUGUCAUAUAAAAGCAGUGAAUAAAUACAAAUUGCAACAAUUCUUGAUACUAAACAGUAAUAUCCUGUGAGAAGAGACCAUCCAUUAUUUACAGCUGGGAACAUUAAACAUGAACAGGUACAGGCUAUAGUGGAAAUCUCAUUGUUAGCCAUUUAAUAAACUCUUAU
This is a messenger RNA of Fundulus heteroclitus (mummichog), 2694 nucleotides long. RefSeq names its product connexin 47.1 (gene gjc2). The record is from RefSeq and is a predicted model, not a curated record. NCBI's taxonomy places the organism in Eukaryota, Metazoa, Chordata, Actinopteri, Cyprinodontiformes, Fundulidae. Gene Ontology annotation, cellular component: connexin complex. Gene Ontology annotation, biological process: cell communication. The transcript is spliced from 2 exons. Bases 649 to 1908 code for a protein of 419 amino acids.